Messenger RNA from Hibiscus syriacus, 2453 nucleotides. Its product is annotated as pentatricopeptide repeat-containing protein At3g13880-like. Gene Ontology annotation, biological process: RNA modification. The record is from RefSeq and is a predicted model, not a curated record. The transcript has 2 exons. Gene Ontology annotation, molecular function: protein binding; RNA binding. The coding region runs from base 33 to 2090 and encodes 685 amino acids. NCBI's taxonomy places the organism in Eukaryota, Viridiplantae, Streptophyta, Magnoliopsida, Malvales, Malvaceae.
GUCUACCCGUUUGUUACCGUUUUGGCUUGGCCAUGUUACAUGAGAAAACCAAGCUCAUCGGCUUACCUAAGCCCCUUAUUGUCAACCAGUUUUAUCAAACACGUUACAUGCAUCUAUCUCUCGAGUCAGUUACCUACACAAAACUCGUUCAACGCUCCACCAAAUCCAGUUGUUUCCUCCACGGGAAACUUGCCCAUGCUCAUAUCAUCAAGUCUGCUUUCAAGCCAUGCCUUUUCUUGCAAAACAAUCUGUUGAACAUGUACUCAAAAGCUGGAAAAAUGGAUGUUGCUCGCCGCUUGUUUGACAGAAUGUCCCAACCAAAUCUCGUUUCCUAUAAUUCUUUGAUUUCUGGGUAUAAUCAGAUGGGUGCUUUUGAUAAAGCCAUGCAAGUGUUCACUGAAGCUAGAAAAGCAUGUCUAAAACUUGAUAAAUUCACUUAUGCCGGUGCUUUAAAUGUUAGCGCUCAAACGGGGGAUCUCAAGCUAGGGGUGCUAAUUCAUGGACUGGUUGUAGUAAGUGGAUUGAUUGAGAAAGAAUUUUUAACGAACUCCUUGAUAGAUAUGUAUUGCAAAUGUGAAUGCGUUGAUCAGGCAAGGUAUUUGUUUGAGAAUUCCAAGCAGAUAGAUGAGAUUUCAUGGAAUACAUUGAUUUCAGGUUAUGUUCGUAUGAAUAAAAAUGAAGAGAUGUUGAAACUAUUAAUUAGCAUGCAUAGAAAUGGAUUGAACUUGAAUACUUAUACCAUGGGAAGUGUCUUAAAGGCUUGUUGUACAAGCACGGAUGUGGGGAUAAUGUAUGGGAAAAUGAUUCAUGGAUGUAUAAUGAAACUUGGGUUUGACAUUGACAUUGUUGUUGGGACAGCAUUGCUUGAUAUGUAUGCGAAAAGGGGAGAACUGUACUGUGCAAUCAAAAUUUUUACAAGCAUGUCAGAUCGCAAUAUUGUCAUGUAUAAUGCCUUGAUAUCUGGAUUUAUAGAAACAGAAAGGAUUACCAAGGAAUGCGCUAACGAAACCAGCAAACUUUUCCUUGAAGUACAAAGACAAGGAUUGAAGCCCUCAAAAUUUACAUUCUCAAGCAUGCUUAAAGCUUGUAUUGCAGUCGAAGAUUUUGUCUAUGCCAAGCAAAUUCACGGUCAAUUAUGCAAGUAUAACUUGCAGUCAGAUGAGUUCAUAGGAAGUGCACUGAUUGAACUGUAUUCCUUGAUGGGAUCAACCGAAGAAAGUUUGAAAUGUUUUAGAUCAACUCCCAAGCGAGAUAUUGUCUUGUGGACAUCCAUGAUUGCCGGAUAUAUUCAGAAUGGGCAAUUUGAAAGAGCAUUGAGUCUCUUUUAUGAGCUGAUGGCCUGUGGAGGAAGACCAGAUGAGUUCACUAUCUCAAACAUUUUGAGUGCUUGUGCAGUUCUCGCAACUGCAAGAUUGGGUGAGCAGGUUCAUGGACAUGUCAUGAAAAGUGGCUUUAAGAAUUUCAGAAUUGUUCAAAACUCACAGAUUUGCAUGUACGCAAAGUGUGGUGACAUAGAUGCCGCUAAUCUGACAUUUCAAGAGACAGAGAAUCCAGAUGUGGUUUCUUGGUCAGUGAUAAUCUGUAGCUGCGCACAACAUGGAUGUGCUACAUAUGCUUUAAACCUCUUUGGGUUGAUGAAGGAACGUGGGAUUAAGCCUAAUCAUAUUACUUUUGUAGGAAUUUUAUCCGCUUGCAGUUAUGGAGGGCUUGUCGAAGAAGGAUUAAAAUACUUUGAAAGCAUGAAGGAUUAUGGCGUUGAAACCAGCAUAGAGCAUUAUUGCUGUGUUGUUGAUCUCUUUGGUCGUGCUGGAAGAUUAGCAGAGGCUGAAAACUUCAUCCUCACCUCGGGUUUCAAGAAUAAUCCAAUAAUGUGGCGAGCCUUGUUGAGUGCUUGCAGGGUUUACAAGGACACUGUAACUGGGAAACGUGCUGCAAUGAAAAUCAUUGAGCUUGAACCCCUAGAGUCUGCAUCUUAUGCUCUUCUUCACGGCAUCUAUGCUGAUGCUGCUGUAGAAACAUUGGCUGCGAAUGUCAAAGAACUGGUGCAACAGCGAGGGGUUAAGAAGGAGCCUGGUCUUAGCUGGAUUUAGGUUGGAAACAUAGUUCAUUUAUUUCUGUGGUUGAAAUAUCUCACCUUUAGAAUCAAGUAAUCUAGUGAGGUUGGGAGAAGUUUUGGAAAAGACAAGGAAUUUGGUUUUGUUAAUGAGAGGACUGCUUCUAGUUCAAGCAAAACAAAACACAAAGGGAGCUCAGAGAUGAACUAUCGCACUAUGAAACUUAAAAAUGACCAUUUGAAACGAGAGGGGCAGAAUAGAAAAAGCUGUUUGGACAAAGAACCUACAUUACCCAAAACUUGGGUGAGUGUGGGUAUGCAUCUGACACGGCUAUAUUUGAUUUUAUCCAAGUCUUUUCAUGUAUUUGGAGAUCUUUGAAAGGCAAAUUUUCCUACCCGU